Molecule: messenger RNA, 1640 nt
Organism: Lineus longissimus
Lineage: Eukaryota; Metazoa; Nemertea; Pilidiophora; Heteronemertea; Lineidae
Product: ciliary-associated calcium-binding coiled-coil protein 1-like
Exons: 9
Coding region: 213-1079 (288 amino acids)
Source: RefSeq, a predicted model, not a curated record
AAUGUUUGUGUAUCCAAGUCUUUGAGAUCGGACACUAUUUGGAUAAGAGAUUUUCAAAUAAACUUAGUAUUUAUGGUGCAGGCUGAUAAAUAAGGAAUAUAUUCGCUUCAGUGGAGUUAUCAUUUGCCGAUAUUUCGGGAGAGCCGUGUAAAUAUCAUAAAAUAUGAGAUUUUGAUCUAGUUUUUGGGAAAGGUGUGGAUUUUCAUCACAAAAUGUCGCGGCGAGUGAAGCGCAAGCAAACAAAAGUUCAGGAUGAUGGUGAGAAAGGGGCGUUUGCAUACAAAGUGUUGUCUGAGGCACAGACAAAAGACCUCCUGGAGCUGACGGUGGAGGAAGUAGAGGGGAAACUUGGGGGAAUUCUCAACAUAACAGAUCAGGGAACGGACUUGAAAAAUGCAGCGACGUUAGAUUUCUUCACGGGCGGAUUCUGGUGGGCGAAGGAACAGGGUUACAACAUACAGCAGGCCUCCGGAUUCUUCACACUCAUUCAUACCCUGUUAGAGAACGUAAAAGACAAACAAAUGACCAUGGUCGACAAUCUAAAACAGUUCAAGAAGUCACUGGCGGGAAUUGGUCAAGACGCCCCGGAAGUCUAUGGCGGAAUGGAAUUCUUCGACAUCAACCAAGCAAAAGCUGUGUCUGAUUUUGUUUACAUGAGCUUCUUCCAGCAUUAUCAUCUCUAUGAGUUUGUCUAUGGACACUCACAAGCUGAAGAAAUCAUUGGAACAGAUCUUGAAAUUGAAGUUCCCAAAGCAGCUGACAUGCCAUGGCCUCCACCGUUAGAUGAGGGAGUCUCUGAGGAGGUCUACAACACAUUCAUUGCCACACCCCCACCCACACCUGUACCAGAGCCAACAGAGGAGGAGAGUGAAGAGGUGUGUGUGGACCAGGGCGAGACGGAUGCUGAUAGAGAGGCGGCAUUGUUCUCUAAUUUGUCGCCAGAGGAAGUCAAGAGAGUCCUGGAGAGCGUCUGUAAGGAGGUGUUGGCAGGAGUUGAGGCUGAUGUUGCCAGUAAACUUCGAGACAAAGAAAUCGCAUUUGUGACUCGGAUCAACAAAAUUCACAAAGUGGCGGAUUAAAGGUGCAAUACACAAUGCCAGUUCAAUCUGUGAUGAGACAAUGAAAUAUUCUGUUGAAAGUGGUUACGAACUGAAAAAACAAUCUCUAGGCUUCUGCUCAGUCUCAAAUUAAAUCUACAGACCAUUUUGUUUUUUGUGACUUGAGCCUUUAUAAGGAGGAGUGGCGUGAAAUAAUGCCGAAACAACCUUUUUUCAAAAUCCGUCCAUCCAAGUUUUUAUUUUGGUCAUCGUGUACUUGUAUUCUAACAGUUUCUUAAAUUGUUUGUAAAUUGUAAAUAGAUAAUAUGUGAAUAGGUAUUGUGUACACCAGGCUUUUGAUAAAGGACCUCAUGAGACAAUGUACAGUCGAACUCGGUAUAAGAAGGAAACACUGUCUUGAACAGACGGAAGAUUUUGCAAUGCCUGAUUAAUUGCCAUUCUUUCCUCAUUUCUAUUUAUUCUUUAAUCCCGUCCCCUAACAAGCAUUGUUACUUGAACUGGCUUCGUCUGUAUACAGCUCUUCAGAGUCGCCUGGUCUCUGGGUGAAUGUCCAUUUAUUAAACAAAACCAUGAUAAAGAAAC